Sphenostylis stenocarpa is the source of this 267-nucleotide messenger RNA. NCBI's taxonomy places the organism in Eukaryota, Viridiplantae, Streptophyta, Magnoliopsida, Fabales, Fabaceae. The record is from the annotation of a GenBank genome assembly.
AUGGCAACGUUAUUACAUAGUAGAUUGUUGAAUGAUAGAGUGUGGGAAGGUUCACAGCAUUUGGGUGGACCAAUGAAACACAAGUCACCUUCAUUUGCUCAAUUGGUCAAAGAGAAGAAUUCUGAUCAACUUACUACUUUUUCACCAUCAAAGCAACUUCAUGGUUCUUGCUGUGUGAUAUUGAUUGCCCCAAGGCAUGGCAGCAUCGUUGUGAUGGAAAUGGCAAUAGAAAAAUUGAAUGAUGGUAUGUGGGAUAUUGAAAACUGA